AUGGUAAUUCAUUCUUAGUUUAGAAAAUUGAAGAUGAAAUCUCAAAUUAUAAUUCUAGAUAUCAUGAUAUUAUUAUUAGUGUUAGGGGUCUGUACAAUUGGAAUUUAUGUUGAAGCUAAAAUAUUUUAUGAAAUCAGUUUAGAAUCAUCAUAUAUCAUGAUGAAUUCUAUCGAUAUGAAGUAGGUUGAUAGAAUAGGAAGUCAAGUUGAAUCUUAUCUAAUUACCAAACAUUAAAGAAGUAAAUAAUAAAUUAAUAAAGGCAUUUAACUUAUUGAUAAUAUUGCUUCUUUUUUAUUUCACUUUGCUAAUCAAUAACAUCAGUAAAACUUUAAUGACAUUUUAGACCUAUGUCUAACAGAAGAUGAAUACAAAAAUGCAAAAUAUAUAAAAAAUAUACCAAAGUUCUGUUAUUAGACACAUGGUGAAUAAUACUAAUAAAUGAUGUAGAAUGACAAUAUAAAACUAUUGUAUUAUGGACUUAAGGAACUUGAUUACUAUUCGUAACUUUUCAAUAUCUAAAUACCUAAUUUUUUAUAGGUGGUUGACACAAGUUCAAUAAUAUUUGAUUCAUUAUAUCCAACAGGAUUACUAAUUCAGAGUUAUAAUCCAUAAUAAAGAGCUUGGUAUAUUCAAUAAUAAAUUUAGGUAUCAAAAUCAUAUUUCUUAAAUAAACAAGACAAAAAAUGAGUACUUUUUCUUUACUAAUGUUUAUUAAGUAAUGUAUGGAACUCAAGAAUAUAGUUUUUCAAUUACUCAAUCAUUAUUUAAUAAGGAGAAGGAAUUUUUUGCAAUACUAAAGACUGUAUUAUAUAUAACAGACCCAAAUUUACAUAAAAUAUAAUUUAAUGUGUUAUUAAUAAAUUAAGAAGGUUAAGUUAUGUAGAAUGGAAUGGAAAAUCAUACAAAUAACAUAGGAAUCUUAUAUAUAUAUAAUGAAACAAUAACAGGUUUUAAUUUAACAGAUUGGAAAUAAAUUGAAUUGAAAGCAAAUUAAGAUAGGUCACUUUAAGAUUAAAAUAGUAAGGAUUCAAUAUUAAUUCUUUAUAAUAAAGUAUACAAACAAUUUGUGAAUUUAAAAUGUAAAAAAUUUAGAAAAGAAAAUUUUACAUUAAUAUUGUAAAUAUAUAUGUAAUUUUAAAUAGAUUUACAAAUAUAACAUCAUAACAUAUUUUAUAACAAUAAAUUUUGGAUAAAUAAUAUGAAUUUUUACUUUAAUAUGGAUAAGCAGUACUUAUAAUUUUUGGUUUAGCAAUUAUGUUAUUUUGUUUGAGUUUAAUUUUUAUUAAUGUUAUCUGUAAUCCAAUUGUAAAAUUAAGAUAAAAUGUUUCAUAACAUGUAAUGGAAAUUGGAAAUAAUACAGAUAGAAUGUUAUUCAAAAUAAAAUCAAGAAAGAAGAAUAAAUAAGAUUUAAUUAUUAAAUUAAAUGAAAUGUUUAUGAAUAUUUCAGAUGUUGUGAAAUUAAAUUCAAAUAAGAAGAGUGAAUAAUGUAGACUUAUUGAGAAGAUGUAGUAUAAUAAAAGAAGUAUAAAAGAGAAAUGCUAGUUUAAUUAACAAAUUAAUUCUCUUAGCAAUUCGUAAUCAAAUUCUAUUGAUUUAAAUGAAUUCAAUACAGAAAUAUUGAAACUUUUAAUGAAUUAAACUAAUUUUCAAUAAUGA
Paramecium pentaurelia is the source of this 1656-nucleotide messenger RNA. The record is from the annotation of a GenBank genome assembly. Lineage: Eukaryota; Ciliophora; Oligohymenophorea; Peniculida; Parameciidae.